GAAGUGACGUCAGUGUUUGUGCUGCUGGCAGAAUUACCAGUCUGGUUCGUCUUUUAUCCACAACACGUUGGGAGUAUGACGCAGGCAGUGCAGACGAAUGGGGUGCAACCCCUCAGUAAGACAUGGGAACUCAGUCUGUAUGAGCUACAGAGGACUCCACAGGAGGCCAUCACAGAUGGGCUGGAGAUCGCGGUGUCUCCCAGGAGCCUCCACAGCGAGCUGAUGUGUCCGAUCUGUCUGGACAUGCUGAAGAACACCAUGACAACCAAGGAAUGUCUGCACCGCUUCUGUGCCGACUGCAUCAUCACCGCCCUCAGAUCAGGCAACAAGGAAUGCCCUACGUGCAGGAAGAAGCUGGUGUCUAAGCGGUCCCUGCGGCCGGACCCGAACUUUGACGCCCUCAUCAGUAAGAUCUACCCCAGCAGAGAUGAGUACGAGGCCCACCAGGAGAGGGUUCUGGCCCGCAUCUCCAAACACAACAACCAACAGGCCCUGUCCCACAGCAUCGAGGAGGGCCUCAAGAUACAGGCCAUGAACAGGCUGCAGCGAGGGAAGAAGCACCAGCUGGAGAACGGGAGCGGGGCGGAGGACAACGGCGACUCCUCCCACUGCAGCAACGCCUCCGUCCACUCCAACCAGCAGGAGGCGGGUCCGAGCAUCAAGCGUACCAAGACGUCAGAUGACUCUGGUCUGGACAUGGACAACGCCACAGAGAACGGAGGAGGAGGUGGAGGAGGAGACAUGGCCGUGGACGGAGCCAGCGAGAUAGAACUGGUGUUCUGUCCUCAUCCUACGCUCAUGGACAAGGAGGACACCGAGCAGACCAGUGUUGAGUUUGUUCCCAGGUACAUCAAGACGUCAGGUAACGCCACAGUGGACCACCUGUCUAAGUACCUGGCUGUGCGUCUGGCCCUGGAGGAACUAAGGAAGAACGGAGAGGCCAGCCCCGUCAAUGUAGACGCUGCCUCAGAGAAACAAUACACCAUUUAUAUCCCUACAGCCAACGGACAGUUCACGGUGCUGAACGGGUCGUUUUCUCUGGAGCUUGUCAGUGAGAAGUACUGGAAGGUGAACAAGCCCAUGGAGCUGUACUUCGCCCCCACCAAGGAGCACAAGUAGACCAGCUGGAGUACACCUGGGGGGGUAGACCACCUGGAGUACACCUGGGGGGGUAGACCACCUGGAGUACACCUGGGGGGGUAGACCACCUGGAGUACACCUGGGGGGGUAGACCACCUGGAGUACACCUGGGGGGGUAGACCACCUGGAGUACACUUGGGGGGUAGACCACCUGGAGUACACCUAGGGCACCCUAUUUCCUAUGUAGGGCUCUGGCCAAAAGUAGUGCACUAUAUAGGUAAUAGGGUGCCCUUUAGGACACAGCCCUGGAUGAGACCUGCCAGGAGAACGAGGUGUCUAAUGGACUCUCUCUACAUCUCUCUCUCUCUCUCUCUUUACAUCUCUCUCUCUCUCUCUCUCUACAUUUCUCUCUCUUUUACAUCUCUCUCUCUCUCUCUACAUCUCUCUCCAUUUCUGUCUCUCUCUCUACAUCUCUCUCUGUCUGGUGUGAAUUUGUUGGUAAGAAGUUAGUAUAGGGGGUAUGUAUAAAUGUAUCUGAUAUAGUCACUAGCCAGGCAGAACCUCUUCGUAAGCAUUUCUAGAGACGUCACUGCCAUUCCAGGGUGGCGUUUAGGAGGGCACUGAAUACUGAACGCUGCUGCUAGAAACGCCAUAGAUUUGUCAUGAUUCCUUACUCGACAUGUCAGAUAAGCAUGUAUGUUCUCUAUCUACAUCGCUCUCUCCAGGGCUGUCUACCUUCUACCUGCUCCCUGUGUCUAGGUCCUAAUACUGAGGUGGUACCUGGGUGUUCUGCUACCUGUGUCUAGGUCCUAAUACUGAGGUGGUACCUGGGUGUUCUGCUACCUGUGUCUAGGUCCUAAUACUGAGGUGCUACCUGGGUGUUCCAGGGCCUUCUACCUGCUCUGGAUAACUGUGGCUGCUUCAGGAUGUUGUAUGGUCUUUUUGUAUCUGGGGGACGGUGAGCUGGGUUGGGGAUGGGAUGGGAGGCUUUUUCAGAUAUAUGACUAGUGUUUCCGUACAGAAAACUAAUGUUUUUGUUGUUUAAAAAAAAAAUAUAUAUGUUGAGCAGAGAAGUCAUGAAGCUGUUUUCUAUAAACCCACGAUCCUUGUAUUUGUUGACAUAGUGUGACUCAAAGGGCACCCUAUUUCCCUAUGUAGUGCACUACUUUUGACAAGGGCCCAUAGGGAAUACAUUUACAUUUACAUUACAUUUAAGUCAUUUAGCAGACGCUCUUAUCCAGAGCGACUUACAAAAUGGUGCAUUCACCUUAUGAUAUCCAGUGGAACAACCAC
Messenger RNA from Salmo salar (Atlantic salmon), 2373 nucleotides. NCBI's taxonomy places the organism in Eukaryota, Metazoa, Chordata, Actinopteri, Salmoniformes, Salmonidae. The record is from RefSeq and is a predicted model, not a curated record.